AUUUCAUGGACACAACAAAACCCACGUUGCCUUGAAUGCGGUCGAAAGUUGAAACUCGAAACCUUCGGUUUAGGACACAAUCACACAACACUGUUUUAUUUUCGUUUCAAACCUCUCGCUGUCUUCAAAUUUGCGAUCUCUUUGGCUUAGUAAAUUAUAGUUCGUAAACAAAUCAAGGGUACAAAUUCGCUUUUUUCUUCCCCAGGAGAAAAUAGAUGAUGCUUUGAAUUAAACGCGCCAUGAGUUCUUUGAAUCAGCUAGCGCGGCUCGUGAAUGGACUUGCCUUAGUCGCUAAAGAGUUUGCUAAACGCUCCCAGACGAUCGAGCGCGCCAAAAGUGGCGAUCUCGAAACCCUAAUAGUUUCUUCCCUAAAAAACGCUCUAGUUUCGGCUACGGACCUGACGGGCUUAACUAAAGGGAAGGUACGUGAGUUUUCCAAGCCUGGGCCCAAAGAAUCAGUCGUCUACUUCAACAGCAACAGUGACGGCGGUGGCGAAGACGUUGUAAAUUCUUCCUGGAACGACACCGCAAGUGCGGGCCUUACCAUCGAUGAAAAGGUCGAUUCUGAGGAAGGCGUUAGUCAUAACGGUCAACCGAUUGUUGAGGAGAAAGUUGUUAAUGAUGGGUUGGAGAGAGGACGUGAAUUCAAUUCGGACAAUAAGAGCUUUGUGGACGGUGCCGAAGUGGUGACAACGACAGCAGAUGCGCCAGUACCUGUGAAGAGACGGAGGCCAAGAGAAAUGAAGGUUCCCGCUACUCCAUUUUCUAGAGCAUUUGGCUUUGCUGCAUUAGGAGCUGGUCUUGCUUGGGGAACAGUUCAGGAAUCUGCCAAGAGGCUUGUUUAUGGUUCUCCAAACUCAAAUGAAAAGCAGUCUGCUGUUUCACCAUUCUUGUCCGAAAAAAACGCAGAAAGAUUGGCUCUUGCAUUAUGUAGGAUGCGUGGGGCCGCUCUUAAAGUCGGACAAAUGUUAAGCAUACAGGAUGAAUCCCUUGUUCCAGCUCCGAUAUUAGCUGCGCUGGAUAUUGUGCGUCAAGGCGCAGAUGUGAUGCCAAGGAGCCAGCUCAAUCAAGUUUUAGAUGCUGAACUUGGUCCUGGUUGGUCCACAAAGCUGACUAGCUUUGAUUAUGAACCCUUGGCUGCUGCAAGUAUAGGCCAGGUUCACAGAGCCGUCACGAAGGAUGGUAUGGAGGUAGCAAUGAAAAUUCAGUACCCUGGUGUGGCAAAUAGCAUUGAGAGUGACAUUGAGAAUGUCAAACUUCUAUUAGAUUAUACAAAUUUAAUUCCUAAAGGACUGUAUCUUGACAGAGCAAUGAAGGUGGCUAAAGAAGAAUUGUCUCGUGAAUGUGACUAUCAUUUGGAAGCAUCCAAUCAGAAAAGAUUCCGUGAUGUGCUAUCUGACCGUGAGGGAUUUCAUGUUCCACUUGUUGUGGAUGAUAUUUCAAGCAAAAGAAUUUUGACCACAGAACUUGUUUCGGGAGUUCCGAUUGACCAGGUUGCAUUGCUAGACCAAGGAACUCGUAAUUAUGUUGGGAGAAAGCUGCUGCAACUGACAUUAAUGGAGCUUUUUGUAUUCCGCUUUAUGCAGACUGAUCCUAAUUGGGGUAAUUUCCUAUUUGAUGAGGCCACCAAAACAAUCAAUCUCAUCGACUUUGGAGCAGCCCGCGAUUUUCCUAAACGAUUUGUUGAUGACUAUUUGAGAAUGGUUAUGGCUUGUGCAAAUAACGACAGAGAAGCUGUUACCGAGAUGUCACAGAGACUCGGAUUCCUCACAGGAAUGGAAUCAGAUGUAAUGUUGGAUGCUCACGUUCAAGCUGGUUUUGUUGUGGGAUUGCCGUUCUCCAAGGCCGGUGGCUAUGAUUUCCGCUCAACUAAUAUUACUCAAAGCAUUUCGAACCUCGGGGCAACGAUGCUGAGGCACCGCCUUACCCCACCCCCAGAUGAGGCCUACAGUCUUCAUCGAAAACUGUCUGGUGCUUUCUUGGCUUGCAUUAAGCUAGGGGCCGCAGUACCGUGCAGGGAAUUGUUACUUGAACUCUAUGAGCACUACCAUUUCGGGGACGAUGAGGAGACUUUAUCAAGUGCUGCUUCAGUACCUUGAUGAUGAGAUUAUAUAGUUUCCAGAUUUUGAUUGUCCGACACAUUUGUAAUAAAACUUUAGGGAUGUAAUCGGCCAAAGUGCACAUCCCAUUCAGGAAA
Hibiscus syriacus is the source of this 2197-nucleotide messenger RNA. RefSeq names its product protein ABC transporter 1, mitochondrial-like. The coding region runs from base 240 to 2099 and encodes 619 amino acids. The record is from RefSeq and is a predicted model, not a curated record. Gene Ontology annotation, biological process: ubiquinone biosynthetic process. NCBI's taxonomy places the organism in Eukaryota, Viridiplantae, Streptophyta, Magnoliopsida, Malvales, Malvaceae. The transcript is spliced from 8 exons. Gene Ontology annotation, molecular function: kinase activity.